UUGUUCCGAAGGCGGAGAGGAUGUCACGUCACAAGAUUUCCGCAACGCGUCGGUUUUUCCCUGGGAAGAUGGCGACGGUCACAACAGCCACCUCAGAAUGGAUCCAGUUCUUCAAAGAUGCUGGGAUCCCUCCUGGACUGGCCGUCAACUACGCAGUGUCGUUUGUUGAUAACAGGAUUCAGAAAAGCAUGCUCAUGGACCUCAGUAAGGAAAUAAUGAUGGACUUGGGAAUUACAGUCAUCGGGGACAUCAUAGCCAUUCUCAAACAUGCAAAGCAUGUGUAUAGACAGGAUAUGUGUAAAACGACAACCGAGGCCAUUUCAUCUGGACAGACUAGUGUACAGGCUGAACUGAGACGUACUGCUAACACUCCUGCCACACGCAUGAUCGCCAAUGCUCUGAGCCGGGACUCCCCACCAAGCACGCCUGCUCGGCGCCCUGACAACCAAAUUUCAGUAACGGUCUCCAACGCCAGUGCCAAAACAGUGCCCAGCAAGCCAGCAGAAGAAAAUGGGUUGCAAGUGAAGCGCCGGAAAGUCACAAGAGAAAUGGAGGGGAAAUAUAUCAUAAACAUGCCAAAAGGCACAACAGCUCGCACUCGGCGCAUCCUGGCACAGCAGGCAAAGAAAGCUAAGGUUUUAGAGCGUACUUCAGUGUUUGAUAGACUUGGGGCAGAGUCAAAGGGAGACACCACCUCAGCCAAUAAGCAGGCAACAGGUGUGUUUAGCCGACUGGGUGAAGCAGAGGAAGAUGAAGAGGGUGGAGGACAGACAGAUGGUGUUGCAGACGCUUUCGAGGACAAUGACAGCGACGGUGAGGGCUCGGUGCUGCAGUAUGCCGGCGUCCUCAAACGACCCCCACCCACUUCUAAUAAAGAGACUGUAACCGCCAAAUCUAAACCCCUCACUCUGCGUCGACUAGGCGCAAAGUACAAACUCCCCUUAUCUGAAGGCACACCACCAAUCUCCUCCUCUACCUCCUCCUCCAGCCAGAAGGGGACACCCAAACUGGGUGUACUGCAGAGACUGGGCAAGGCCCCGUCAGUCCACCCUACCUCUUCGACCCCUCUAGUCAGUCAGCCCGCAGACACCCAGGACAGUCAUGUUACGAGUAGCAGAAGCAAAGCCCAGGGCAGCUUUGCUCUGGCCAGCCCUAAGGUCAGUAGUAGCACAGGCGACACUCACGGGGCUCAGAUGGACGCUGGGGCAGUCAGUGUAUUCAAGAGACUGGGUGCCCGGAAAACCUAAUACCCAAAAAACUGAAAGGCACCCCUUUUUAUCCAGUUUGCCCAUUUUAUAACUUAAAACCCACCUGAAUUUCCAUUUGAGUGGAGAAACUCUAGGACCACACUUGAUGGAUUGGGAAGUCGAAAUGCUGUACCUCAUGGAGUGUUAUGAAUUGAUGAUACUAGGGGAAAAAAGGGACAGCUGCAAUAUCUGUUAAAUGUCAGUGUGGACAUACCUGUUGUCCUUAUGUUUGGUUAUAGGAAUCAUGCUCUAUCCCCCUAUCCUACUUUUAUAGCUGCUCUCCUGUGCCCCUGUGAGUGAAACAUUUUUCCAGAUUAAAGGGGGGUUUGUAAUAAAGAUUUUAUAAUGCAUGGCGCCCAGCAUCAAAUGUUCGAAAUGUCAAGGUUUUUUUUUCCCACUACGGUAGCCAAGAGACUUAAGUAAAAGCAUGUGCUAUGUUUACCACAAACACUGCAGCAUACCAAUUCCUCUAUGAAGUAAUCUCAUGUUCUUACCUCCUAGUUUUUAAAGGGAUAGUUCACAAAAAAAUGUGAAUUGUCAUCAUAUACUCACCUUCAUGUCAUUCCGAAAAUGUAUGAUUUUCUUUCUUCUGUGGAAUUGAUUUUUGAUAAAUGGAUGUCAAUGGGCACCAGAAUGAUUUGGUUUUCAAUAUUCUUCAAAAUAUCAUUUGUGUUCUGCAGAAGAAAAUAAUCAUACAGUUUUGGACAAGCGGAGGAGUAAAUGGUGACUUUAUUUUUUGCGUGAACUAUUCCUUUCACUUCACAGGAUUUUUAUAAUAAAGAAAAAGCCUUAUGUUUGCUUAAAACUGCACACAUGAGCAUUUCCAUUAAUGCCCCUUAACCUGCGGUCACACUAGACUUUUAGA
This is a messenger RNA of Sinocyclocheilus anshuiensis, 2112 nucleotides long. RefSeq names its product chromosome unknown C19orf47 homolog (gene cunh19orf47). The record is from RefSeq and is a predicted model, not a curated record. Bases 21 to 1247 code for a protein of 408 amino acids. Gene Ontology annotation, cellular component: nucleus. The transcript has 8 exons. NCBI's taxonomy places the organism in Eukaryota, Metazoa, Chordata, Actinopteri, Cypriniformes, Cyprinidae.